Molecule: messenger RNA, 2764 nt
Organism: Nicrophorus vespilloides
Lineage: Eukaryota; Metazoa; Arthropoda; Insecta; Coleoptera; Silphidae
Gene: Rhp
Product: rhophilin-2
Exons: 10
Coding region: 700-2706 (668 amino acids)
Biological process (GO): negative regulation of stress fiber assembly; signal transduction
Molecular function (GO): protein binding
Source: RefSeq, a predicted model, not a curated record
CUCUCAUUGUGUUUCGGAAAUUGCGUAAUUAUAUUACAGUUGCCGGCGGUCACAGGAUGCGGCUUCAGUUGCGCCCGUUUAGUUCGAUUCUUCUCCACCCAUUCUUUUCGUUUGUUUAUUUUUAAUUCAUUUAACUCGUGCCCGUUUUGUUCUCUUUUUUUUUUCUUUGUUCUCCACUUGUAGUAGUAGUAGUAGUUGUGGUAUAUUUUGUUUCGUUUGCGAACAAUGCAGAAUGGAUCACGACUCUCUGAUGGUAUUGCUGCAUUGAAUUGAUCGUACGAAUCGCGGUGAAACGUAUCUAUCGGAAAACAGAUUUUUUCUCUCUCUGUUGUUGUUGAACGCAAGCUAAGGUGAUUUGAUUGUGCGCAGUCCAAACAAUGGGUUGUCACUGUGGGUUGCCGUUUUGUGGGAGGGCGAAUCGAGGCUUACCUGUGCGCCGCAGGUAGAACAACUAUUGUGAUGAUCGUGCUUUGCCGGUCGUCGGACGGUGGAUAUCAUUGCCGUUGCCGUUGUUUGCUGGUGCUCUUCUUGCGGUCGUUGUUUGUUGUUAGUUGAAGAGCCGCGUGACUCACUGCGCCCUUUUUCAAAAGUUUCUUUUUUUUUUGUUUGGUUUUGUGCGUGUGCGUCCGGGAAAAAGUUUUGUUUCUGUAUAUGCCCAUCCGGGGCUGCUGUGAUGAGUUUUGGUGAUUCCUGUGAACCAUGUGCGAUACGGUGAAAUUGACGGACUUCGAUGAUGGAUUGCCAAAAAAGACAUUCAUCAGGGGUUCGGAUCCGAGGGUGGCAACAUGCAGGGGCAAGUUGCAAAACCGCCGCUCAAAGUUGAACCAAGAGAUCAACAAGGAACUGAGGCUACGGGCGGGGGCGGAGAACCUCUUCAAAGCGACGACGAACCGGAAGCUGCGAGAGACCGUGGCCCUCGAGCUGAGCUUCGUAAACUCCAAUUUGCAAUUACUAAAAGAACAAUUGGCCGAACUGAAUUCCUCUGUUGAGAUUUACCAAAGCGACAGCACUGAUGCGAUUAUGCCAAUGAUACCUUUGGGUCUGAAGGAAACGAAGGAGAUUGAUUUUCAAGACCCAUUCAAGGACUUCAUUUUGGAGCACUACAGCGAAGAUGCGAACCAGUAUGAGGAUGCCAUAGCCGAUUUCAUGGACACGAGACAGGCCAUGCGAACGCCUCUCAGAGAUUCAUCGGGUAUCGCGCUCCUCUUUCGCUAUUACAAUCAACUGUACUUUGUGGAAAGGCGAUUCUUUCCGCCGGACCGAUCUCUGGGCAUCUAUUUCGAAUGGUUCGAUUCGCUUACCGGUGUGCCAUCGUGUCAGAGGACUGUAGCUUUCGAGAAAGCUUGCGUAUUAUUUAACAUGGGAGCGGUGUAUACACAGAUCGGUGCUAAACAGGAUAGGAGCACGUCGAAGGGCCUCGACGCGGCCGUCGACAGUUUCUUGAGGGCCGCUGGGACCUUCAGGUACAUCCACGAGAACUUUACGAAUGCACCUUCAAUGGAUCUAGGACCUGAGAUGCUCGAAAUGCUCAUACAGUUGAUGCUGGCUCAAGCGAGGGAAUGUCUAUUGGAAAAACUCGAUCUGCAAUCGCAGGAGAACCGGCCCAUAGACAUUUGCUUCGAUCUAGCGCAAGAAGCUGCUCAAUUAUCCGAGUGUUAUGGUCAUGUGUUCGAGCUGAUCUCGCAGCAGACCGUCAAAGAUUACGUGCCGUACAGUUGGUCCGCUUUGGUGCAGGUGAAGCGCGAAUACCAUAUGGGCAUGGCACAUUACCAUGCGGCCACCGGAGUCCUGCACAAGGACGCACCGAAUAUGUCGCCCGCCACUAAAGACACUUUGCAAUUCCUGCACGUGGAAUGCGCCUCGACGCAACUCGACAUUCGCGUUCCCAAAGAUGAGACUGAAAGAAAGCUUCUAGGUAGGGCACAUCUACGGGAAGCGUUGGUGCUGCACGAGGAAGGCCAAAGGUUGCACAGGAUGUGCAGAGAACUGAAGGGAAAGCUGGCGCUCAUCUCCGUUCUGCGGAUAGCUCACAGAUCAUCCCUUCAAGUCUAUACAGCACAGGACGCCGAAGACGAUUUCCGGGAUCUCCUGGAUUCACCUCAAGUUCAACCCGCCACCAAAUUUCAAUUGUCUCUGACUCCACCGGACUUUGCACAGUAUCGGGUCAACGAUUUAUUCAAAUCCCUUGGACCCAUCGCGAUCUUCUCGGCCAAGAGACAUUGGACAGCACCGCGUCUCGUCCAACUUCAUCGAGGAAGAACCGUAGAUGGAUUCGGGUUUUCUGUACGAGGCGAUGCGCCCGUCAUCAUAACAGCCGUCGAAUCUAAUUCGUUAAGCGAGUUUGGAGGUGUGAAAGAAGGAGAUUUCAUCGUAUCGAUUAGUGACGUGGACGUAAAGUGGGCUUCGCACGAUGAGGUCGUAGCGCUUAUAAAAAGCGCCGAAGACACGCUCAAUUUGAAGCUGGUGACACCGAUGGACCGAAACUAUCUGAAGCCGACGAAGAACGGCAAUAACAACAACAACAACAAGGGAUCAGUUUCGACGCACAGCAGCAGCUCCGGCGUAUCCAGCGGCUUGUCGAGUCCAUCCGGAUCUAUGGCACAACAUCACAGCAACAAUCACAAACGGCUCUCCUGGAAUCCAUUCAGGAGACAACAAACCUGCAGAGAGGGCAAGGACUACUUCGACAACGUCAUUCUGAGAUAAGAAAUAUUUGUAACACAUGUAAAAAAGAGAACCCUGAGAAGAGGAGGAAAUUUAUUUA